ACUAGGGUCCUUCGAUGGGAAGUUUUACCACAUAGAUUACUAUUUUUGUUUACUUCUUUUAGCAACAUGCCGUAAUUUAAACUGUUUCCUUUGACAACAAAGAUGGCGACUCUCAUACUAGACAAUGGUGCGGGAACAGCCAAAGUAGGAUUUUCAACUGAUUCAGAACCUAAAAUUAUACCCAACUGUGUGACAAAAGCCAAAAAUGUCAGAACACGAAUAUUCAUUGGAGACCAAAUUGAAGAAUGCAAAGACCUGUCAAGCCUAUAUUAUUUGCUGCCAUUUCAGAAGGGUUUCCUUGUUAACUGGGAAAUAGAAAAACAAGUUUGGGAUCAUAUGUUUAGCAAAGAUGUCUGUCAGGUUGAUUUCAAUGAGACGGCGCUGCUAGUGACGGAACCUUUCUUUAAUUUUCCUUCCAUUGGUGAAUCCAUUAACGAAGUCAUCUUUGAAGAAUACCAGUUCCAGGCCUUACACAGAACUCAAGCACCCACACUUUCAUGUUACAAACAUCAAACAGAUAAAGUCACAAGUGGCAGUCUCUUUGGGACCUUGGUUGUUGACUCUGGCUAUUCCUUCUCACAUAUUGUUCCAUUUUAUAAAAACAAACCUCUCAAAGAAGCCAUUAUACGUGUAAAUGUUGGGGGCAAAGUUUUAACAAAUCAUCUCAAAGAAGUUAUAUCAUACAGACAGCUGAUGGUUAUGGAUGAGACCUAUGUCAUCAACCAAAUGAAGGAAGAUGUUUGCUAUGUAUCCACACAGUUUAAAAAAGAUAUUAGUAUAGCCAGGUUAAAGUACCCAGAAAAUACAAUCAGUCGCGACUACAUACUUCCAGACUAUACACAUAUUAAAAGAGGUUAUGUGCGCGCGCCAGAAGACUCAGGCAAGGCAAAGGGAGAUGAGCAGAUGAUCAGAAUGAACAAUGAAAGAUUUGCCAUCCCAGAACUGUUGUUUUAUCCAUCUGAUGUUGGCAUUCAGGAGAUGGGACUCUCAGAGAGUAUCAUGCAUUGUAUGACGCUAGUCGACAAAGAACUAGUCCCACACCUACUGAAUAACAUUGUACUCACUGGGGGCAAUGCUCUUUUACCAGGAUUCCAAGACAGAGUAUUCCAAGAUGUCAGAAGUAUGGCAAGUGAUGAUUAUGAUGUUGGCAUUUCAACACCUUCAAAUCCACUGACCUAUGCCUGGCAGAGUGGAUGUGAUCUGGCCCUGGAUCCAAUUUUCCCAUCAAUGUGUGUUUCAAGGCAUGACUAUGAAGAACACGGCCAUGUAGCUUGUAUCAAUAAAUUUAAUGUGUCUUGAA
Molecule: messenger RNA, 1300 nt
Organism: Biomphalaria glabrata
Lineage: Eukaryota; Metazoa; Mollusca; Gastropoda; Planorbidae
Product: actin-related protein 6-like
Exons: 12
Coding region: 103-1299 (398 amino acids)
Cellular component (GO): Swr1 complex
Molecular function (GO): nucleosome binding
Source: RefSeq, a predicted model, not a curated record